AAGUAGAAUGUAAAAAGAAAACUAGAAGAUAUACUCUGUGCCCAGUGCCCCAGUUCAUUCCAAUCAAAAUUAGUAGGGUUUUAGUCAGGGUUUAAUCAUAGAUGGCGGUUGCUGGCGCUCACAGGAUAAGAGGAGGGUCUCUGACGGCGGCUGCCGCCGCUCUCUCCAUCACGAAAUCAAAGCUGAGUGUCAAGGCUGGCUGUCCAGAGGUGUGCAAAUUUCUCGGCAUUUCAGACCCAUCUGACCGAUCUCGAUCUCCCACUGCUCUCAUGAUUUCCAAGUUCAUCAGACUCCACAACAAGCAGAGUCCUGGAAUCAAGGACCGGAAUUGGGAGCAGAACCUGAAUAUACUAUUGCACGGCAAAGAUAGAGUUGGGUUGCCAGAGGUCACCAGAUUGCUAUCGCCGGAAUUUACCUAUUCCACUAUCAAAAGCACAAGCACGGAUGCAACAGCCGCUUAUGGGCAGAUCGAGGCCAACAAAUCAAAGAAAAUAGCAGGGAAGGUCAGCAAGAAGUAAAGCAGCAGGAUAUGAGAUAUCUGAAUCUUUCAAGUGAUUAAAUAAAUGACUGUUAUCUUUGCAUGUCAUAUACUCUGAUGUUCUUAUUUCGAGCCAUUGGAGUUUUGUUUCAUGGUGUGGAUAUUGCUGAAUUGAUUGUUGCAGAUGAUGCUUCUGUAUUUCUGUUUUUCUGAACACUA
Molecule: messenger RNA, 697 nt
Organism: Argentina anserina (silverweed cinquefoil)
Lineage: Eukaryota; Viridiplantae; Streptophyta; Magnoliopsida; Rosales; Rosaceae
Exons: 2
Coding region: 102-518 (138 amino acids)
Source: RefSeq, a predicted model, not a curated record